Molecule: messenger RNA, 5209 nt
Organism: Centropristis striata (black sea bass)
Lineage: Eukaryota; Metazoa; Chordata; Actinopteri; Perciformes; Serranidae
Gene: npas1
Product: neuronal PAS domain protein 1
Biological process (GO): regulation of transcription by RNA polymerase II
Molecular function (GO): protein dimerization activity; DNA-binding transcription factor activity, RNA polymerase II-specific; RNA polymerase II transcription regulatory region sequence-specific DNA binding
Source: RefSeq, a predicted model, not a curated record
GUGAGCGGGAGAGAGGAAGGGUGGGAGGGAGCAUGCCGGCUGGAGAGAGAGAGAGAGAAAGAGAGAGAGAGAGAGACGUAGUGAGGGAGAGAGAGCGAGGAAAGAGAUUCUCACACUGGCUGUGUCCUAAUCCGAGUCCAUCUCCAAGAAGCAGCGGAGCAGAGUGUUGGUGAAGUGAGUCUGAGAGCCAAGGAGAGCUACAUCAGCUAGCUCCACUCACACAAACACACACACUCUCUCUCUCUCUCUCACUCUCUUUCUCGCCCUUUCUCUCUCUCUCUGUCACACACACACACUUUUGUGCAACGGGAGUCUGCGAUGUGUCCGGCUGCACGGCCGCGGCUUUUGUGAAAGUGAGGGGAUUGACGCUGCCCCCGUCCCAGCCCCCUUCGGCUCACACACACAGUGUUUGUUUGCUGUGUUUAAGCUCGAGGUGCUGGUGGUGGAGGUGGUGUGGUGGGGGGGCAACGCCAGGGCAGAGCAGGGGCUCCGUAGAGAGGAGGAGGAGGAGGAGAAGAAGAAGAAGAGGAGGAGGAGGGAGACAAAGUGGAUCAGAUCAACAGCAGCAGACUGAACGCUGGAAAUGCCCGUCAGGUCUGAGUCCAUCGCACCCUCAACCAAUCAGAGCCUUCGUUAACGGCGGCGUCGGCGCGUGAUUGGGAGAAGGAUGGCUACCAUGCCGUUUGUCAGCGAGGGGAAGUGUGUGAGUGUGGAGUGGGAUUUCCUACAAGGACUACUGGCCAAGCCUCCCACCCUUCCCUGCCUCCAGAACCUGCGUAAAGAGAAGUCUCGCAAUGCGGCUCGUUCACGGCGGGGGAAGGAGAAUUUUGAGUUCUUUGAGCUGGCCAAGAUGCUGCCUCUGCCGGGGGCCAUCACCAGCCAGCUGGACAAGGCCUCCGUCAUCCGGCUGACCAUCAGCUACCUGCACAUGCGCACCUUCGCCAACCUGGGAGACCCGCCAUGGAACCCUCUAAUGGAGGGAGACAGCAACUGCAGCAAAGUAAGACGAUCAUCCCAUUCUCUGGCAACUGACAUAUUUGAGCAGCACCUCGGGGCACACCUGCUGCAGUCUCUGGAUGGCUUUGUGUUCGUGGUCAGUCAGGAGGGACGUUUCCUCUACAUCUCAGAGACAGUUUCUAUCUACCUGGGACUCUCACAGGUGGAGCUGACCGGCAGCAGCGUGUUUGACUACAUCCACCCGGCGGACCACGUGGAGAUGGCCGAGCGGCUGGGGAUCAGGCCGCAUCUGAGGGCCGAGGCCGGCUGCCACACGGGCCCCGAGAGCGCCUCCAGCUCCGCAUCCACCUCCUCGCUGGCCGGUACCCCUGAACCCGCUCCGUCUAGUCCUCAUUCUCCUGCUGACGAGCCCCCCGACCGCGGCUACUUCAUCCGCAUGAAGUCCACGCUCACCAAAAGAGGCCUGCACGUCAAGUCCUCUGGAUACAAGGUAAUCCAUGUGACGGGACGAAUCCGCUGCCGCCCCGCACAUGUGCCCGGCUCCACGCGCUCGGUGCGUCGACCGAUGGGUUUGGUUGCGCUCGCACACACCCUCCCGCCCUCCACGCUUAAUGAAGUCCGCAUGGAGAGCCACAUGUUUGUCUUCCGAGUGAACAUGGACCUACAGGUCACAUACUGUGAGAACAGGAUCUCAGAGUAUAUGGAUCUGACCCCAGCAGAGGUGGUGGGACACACCUGUUACCACUUCAUCCACGUAGAAGACCUGGAAAACCUCCGACAGAGCCACGAGGACUUGCUGAGGAAAGGCCAGGUGGUGACCGGUUACUACCGCUGGCUGCAGAGAAGAGGAGGCUACCUGUGGAUCCAGUCCAGCGCCACCGUCUCCAUAAACCACAAAGCCCCCCACGAACGCAACGUCAUCUGGGUUAACUACGUCCUGAGUCGAACAGAGCUGCCCGACACCCCCCUGGAUAUAAUGCAGCUACCAGAGAACGUAAGAGCGGAGCGACUUCGAGUGAGCUCGUCCCCCACCGACAGCGCCCCGCAGGCCCGAGGCUCGCAGCCAGCGAAGAGCUCAGUGGGGAAGAGUGACCCCGACACUAAAGGCAGAGAGAAAUUCCCCGCUGCUGCCAUCCAAUCAGAGGACAGGAGGAAGCGCCUGCUGAGGUCUGAACCCGAGGGCGCUCCUCCCGAAACCCGCCGCCGACUGGAGGACCUCCGCCACCAGGAGGAGAGCGUGUCGGCCUCCUCUGACCUGGCGAGCGAAAGCGAGGGGGAGGAGGAGGAGGAGACGGAGUGGGACCAGGGGGGAGACAGUGACAGGUUGAAACAGGAGGACAGCGGGGGAGUUAAACAGAGUCGGGGAGGAGACACGCCCACUAGAGGGGAGCGGGGGAGCAGGGUGCACAACGGCCGGGCUGUGAUCCAGCAGCUGAAGAGCGUGGUGACCCCGUCCCCCAGCAUAAAAACUGAACACGAAGCCCUGACCACCGGGGGGCGCUGGGGGUCCCACACACAAACCUCCAGCUCCCACACACACACACACACCUCCCAGCCGCAACCCUCACACGCACACACGCCCUCCAGCAGCCUGAACGGCGACAGCCCCACCACCCCCAUCCCCGACUCCUCCUCCAGCAGCGAGGCCCCCCCGAAAGGCUUGUUCACCCCCCCGUCCCCGGCCCUGUCCCCCGCUAUGUCCGUGUCCUCCCCGCUGCCCCGCGAGGACAGAGUCGUGUCGGGGGUGGUCAGUCGGAGCGGCGGCGGCGUCGGUAGCGCUCCUGACUUUGAGCUGCUGCAGAGACUGGCUGCAGGAGGCGCAGCGGGGCGGGUCCUCUUCCACCCCCUCGCCCUCGGCCCACAGGGCCCUCAGAGCCUCUACGCUCCCAGCACGAUCCGCUACGCUCCACCUGAGAUGCCCCCCUCCCACCACCACGGAGUAGAACACAGCGAUGGCCUGCAGCUACGCUCGGACCACCACAAGGGACACCCGCCAGCCUUCUUCCCCCACCUACAGCGGUUGGCCGGCUUGCCACCCUUCAGUGGUUUCUCCCCGUCUGACAGCCCUUUCUCCUCCGGCCUGCCCUUCUGUAUGAAUGGACUGAGGGGGGCUGCAGGCUCCGAGGAGGACUGAAGGGAGGAGAGGAUGAAAAUGAAGGACGGAGCAGAGUGACAGACCAGAAAGAGAGACGUUGAAAAGGGCAGGAGAGACAGAAGUGGCAGGACAUUAAGCCUCUGAGGACGUUACUAAUUGGACAAUGAGCUGAAUAACUGCGAUUUAAAAUAUGUGACAAGUCGCUGCCAUCGGGGAUUAUUGUGACAGUGACUCUCGGAGAAAACGGGACAUGGAAACUUUUGACUGGUCGUCCCUCCAGACUUUCUGUCUCUGCAACAAUAAUGAACUCCGCUCUGUGUCUUUCUCUAGAUGACUGUGUUGAUUUCUGUGUCUCUUCCACUCAGAGAAGCCAUAUUGUAUAUAGAGACAAAACCAUAAAGACCCUCAGCUCACACCCUCCUCACUGUCACUCCAAUUAACCCCAUUAACCCUAAAGCCAGUAGAAAGAGAUGGACACUUGUCUGUAGGAAUGAAAGCGACUUUGGAAUAUACAUUUUUAUUAUUGCAGUAUUAUACAAAUCAUCUCUUACGCUGUAAGAACUUGAUUAAAGGGUUUCCUUUUAAAAUAGACGGAGAAAGCCCUCUGGUGUUUUUGUAUUGAGAUUCAAAAUGAUAAUGAUAGAAAAAAAUCUGAGUAUUCAUCCGUCAGCCAUACUUAAAGCACACUGUUGGGACAAAAAUAUGAAUAAUGUAGUCCCAGACAUUCCAUUAUAUAUAAGGGAAGAAAAUGCAAUGCAGACAGGACGUUAUUUCUGUUUUCUGAUUAUAGGAAGCUCGUUUGUUUAACUGAGUAUUAAUUAUAGUAUAUUCUGUAUGAUGCUGCGCUUGUGUUUGUGUAUGAAAGCCAUAUUGUUUUUAUUUUUAAAGUUUUGUAAUUUUUUUUACCAGAUGGAAGGAUGGUGUGAAAUUUGUGUCGAGACAGACUAAAAAACAUUGUUUAAUUGGAUGUACAAGACCAUCCUUUUUUUUUUCUCUCUCUCUCUUUAAAAAAAAAUAUAUUUCUGAAAAUGUUUUUAAGAGGGGAAAUGGUGCUGGACACAAGUGUUUGUUAUCAUUUAAACUUCUGUGUUUUUUCUGAGCACUUACUGAAAUUUGUUCUGGUGUGAACUCAAAGCACUUCAUCACUUAACACUCACAGUGUGAUCCUGUUAAAACAGAAAACAAUGCAAGAGUGGUCACUAAUAUCAUAUCCUAGUGGAGGGGAUAAAUAAACAGACCUGUGGUCAUUAAAAGACGACCAUAAGAGGUCAAUAAAAAUAACUCUGAUAUUGGUUUCAGUUCAACUCAGUCAACUGGAAGUAAAGUUUUAAAUUAGAAGGUGGAAAUAUAAAACACUUUAAAUUUCUGUAUCGCACUGAUUGAUUGAAAUUCCUCUCAGGAGUGAAAAAAACAAACAAACAAAACACUUUUUAUAUAAAAAAAAAUGAAUUAGGAGUUUUUUUUAAGUAGUGCAUUUCAGAUGAAGUGAGUCACAAACAGUUUGGCGGACUUAAAAAAAAAAGAUACUCGAACAAAUUGAGAAUCUUCACUUCAAAAUGGGGUGUUUAACAUGUGAAAAUGUGACCCUUUUUUUUUAGAAAAUGAUUGCACCAAUACACCAAAAUGCAUUCUUGAAAAAUAAUGUGACAAUAAUAGAACAAUAAUCAUCACUUUAAAAAUAAAGUGAUCCAUGAUGUGAUCAAAAUACACCUAAAUUUAUAUUAUCUGUUGAAAACCAAUUCUUCCAAAAUGAUGCCAUAAAGUUCCACAUCCUAUGUUAAUUAUUUUUCUUUGCUUCCAAAUUGAGAUUAUGGUUGACUGUCUGAUCUGAGGGUGGAAAUCUCUGAUGUUCUGAUGUCUGACAGAAAAAAAAGAGGAAAAAAUAUUUCCAACUGUUCAGAUCCGACGUGCACUACACACCCAUACUGUAGCUGUCAAAUGCAAAUGUGUGUGUGAGCACACAUAUUGGGUGUUUAAUGAUAUAACGUGUGUGUGUAUGAUUGCGUGCGUGUGCUUGUACAAAUGUGUAUGUUUUUAUUUUUUAUUUUUGUUUUUAUUUUGAAUUAAAUAGCUAACCCCUUGCCCAUCACUGUGAAUCUAACGUUACCCCCCCCCCCCCCCCCCCCCCAUCUCUGUGAAUACCCCACCCACUCAUCA